AUGACCAUAAAAUGGUAUUAUGUGUCUGUUGAUUCACCUUUGCAGUGGCAAUAUCAUGGAAAGAUUGUUUGGUCUCCCAUAACCGAGCUAGUAAAAAAUGUUAAUAUCAAGCUUGAGAUAGGGUCUCCUAUUGUUGUCACCGAGGCUCCCAAGAUGAUCAAGACUGCAACUUCAGUACCAUGCCUGAGGGUUGAUUCCGGCCUUGUCAAGCCUGGUGAUGUGGGAAGGGUUGUGUCAAGGAAGCCCAAGGAUGCCUGGGCAGUUAGGCUUGCCAUUGGCACCUAUCUGAUAGAUGGCAAGUAUUUCAAGCCAUUAGAAGAGCUCAAUGAAUGAAAAUGCUUUUAUAUUCAUGUCUGGGAUAUUAUAUAAAAGCCUGUGAGAGAGUUACUCGAAGUUGAAUUACUAUGUAUUUUUCAUGUUAAAUUUCAUUUUUAUUUUGAAA
Molecule: messenger RNA, 442 nt
Organism: Tripterygium wilfordii
Lineage: Eukaryota; Viridiplantae; Streptophyta; Magnoliopsida; Celastrales; Celastraceae
Exons: 3
Coding region: 1-333 (110 amino acids)
Biological process (GO): NADH dehydrogenase complex (plastoquinone) assembly
Source: RefSeq, a predicted model, not a curated record